GCUCCCGGGCCCGGCGGCGGCGGCGGAGGCGCCGGGGGCAGCCGGUGGGGGGCGCUGCGGCACCGGGGCGGGGGGGGGUCGCGGUUCCCGGGGGGUCCCGGGGGAUCCCGCUGUCCCGGGGGGUGUCCCGGGGGGUGUCCCGGGGCGGUCCCGCUGUCCCGGGGCUGUCCCGGAGGGUUUUCCGGUGUUCCGGGUGGGUUCCGGUGUCCCGGGGAGGUUCCGGUGUCCCGGGGGUGUCCCGAGGGGGGUUCCUCUGUCCCGGCUGAGUUCCGGUGUCCCGGAGGGGGGGUCCGUUGUCCCAGGGAUAUCCCGAAGGGGGGUUCCGGUGUCCCGACCCCCAACGGGGUGUCCCGGGGCGGGGGGGGGUGGACCCCGGUGUCCCGGUAACUCGGGGUGGGUUGUGAGUCCCGUGUUUAUCUCCUGUCCGUGUGUCCCAUCCCCGGUGACACCCGUGUCCCCCCCCCACUCCCCCCCCACCCCGGGGGCCGCUCCCACCCGCACUCACCGGCUGCCCCGUCCCCGGUAGGCGGGUGCAGGAGCUCCCGGUCCCCCCCGGUAACCGGCGUCACCGCUCGAUCCCCGGUAGCGCCAAAAGCCGGUGGCCCCCCCCCCCUCCCGCCACCCCGGUGUGUCCGCCCCCCCCCCCCCCCCACCCCCCCCAACUUCCCGGUGGGUUCCCCGCCCCUCCCGGUGGGCGGACGCGGCGGCGGGAGCGGCCCCGGGCCCGGCGAUGGCGGCGCCCCCGGGGCGGCGGGAGCGGCUGCGGGCGCUGGCGCUGGGGCGGGGGGCGCUGGGACUGGAGGCGCUACUGGACUUACUGGUGGGACUGGUGGGGGGGUUGAGACACCGGCUGCUGCUGCUCCGGGACGGCGGCGACGGGAACGGGAGCGACAGCGACAAACACGUCCGGGACUUUCUGAGCUGGGCCGAGCCCGUGGCCUCGCGGCUGCAGGAGCUGCAGCUGCAACGAAGCGACUUCGAGAUCUUGAAGGUGAUCGGGCGCGGGGCCUUCAGUGAGGUGGCCGUGGUGCGGAUGAAGGAGUCGGGGCAGAUUUACGCCAUGAAGAUCAUGAACAAGUGGGACAUGCUGCGGCGCGGGGAGGUGAGGGACAUUGGGGACAAUGGGGACACUGGGGGCACUGGGGACAUGGGGGACAUUGGGGACAAUGGGGAC
Columba livia (rock pigeon) is the source of this 1174-nucleotide messenger RNA. Its product is annotated as myotonin-protein kinase-like. Lineage: Eukaryota; Metazoa; Chordata; Aves; Columbiformes; Columbidae. The transcript is spliced from 3 exons. The record is from RefSeq and is a predicted model, not a curated record. Gene Ontology annotation, molecular function: protein serine/threonine kinase activity; ATP binding. The annotation marks the transcript as partial. Gene Ontology annotation, cellular component: cytoplasm; cytoskeleton. Gene Ontology annotation, biological process: peptidyl-threonine phosphorylation; actomyosin structure organization.